UUGACUCAAUUUGGAAAGUCCCUCCUCCCUCUCUGCAACUCUUUUCCUCACAGUUUCUCUCUCCUAAACCGAUAUAUACUCUUUCUCUCUCCUUAAACAGAAGCUUGGCCCCAAAACUCUCUCUGGUACUGGCAUGGUGAUCAAGGAACAAGGAAAAAAAGGCUGGAAAGGAAUGGGUCGACGAGCGAUAGAGAUCAAAUACAUAGAGAAUAAAAACGCUCGCCAUGUGACAUUCUCUAAACGGCGUCUUGGGCUCUACAGAAAGGUGUUUGAUUUAUGUAUAGAUGGAGGAGCAGAGUGUGCGGCGGUGCUCACUUUCUCAGAAGCAGGUAAACCCUUCCCCUUUCUGUAUCCUCACACCGACUCUGUCCUGCAAAGGUUCAUCCAAACUCAAGACCCCAACAAUCAACAAGCCUCCUCAUCUUCUUCGCAACCUACUGGGCGUGUGCACGACCCCUUGAUGGAGGAGUACUAUGGGUUGGUGAAAGAGCUGGAGGCAGAGGAGGCGCUGAGCUUUGCGCUGAAUCAGAGGACACCCAAAUUUGGGUCUGGGUCCGGGUCAAGGUCAGGCUUUUGGUGGGAGGCCGACAUGACAAGGAUGGGGCAACAAGAAUUGAAGCGCUGGGCCAUUGCACUUGAGACACUGAGGGAGAUGGUGGCUAGGCGAGCAUUUGAGGUCCAGGCGAGCGUGAACCCAAUUGGGGAGGGCUCAACUCACAUGGCCCAAGUCUGUUGCAGUCCUGUUGAGCACUCCAGCCCAUUGGAGGUCCCUGAGGAUUCGAGCGAAGUGGGGUCUGGCGCAGUGGAAGUGGGUGGGAGUUUUGAGUAUGAGGAGGAAGAGGAGGAGAAGAGAUGGGGGGUAGCAGCAGAGGAGGUGCCUGCAUGGUGGUGUUGGAGUGAUUGUACUCCUCCUACCUGCUGAUAUUUUCUCAACUUUUCAAUAGCGACACCAGAAGAAGAAGAAUUAGUAAGUGAGGGGAGCAGUAAAAAGGCACAAUACUUUAUUUAUUUAUUUAGAUCCUUAUCUUUCUAGUAGGUAUUAGUUGGGUCCAUGUUCUCUAUCUUCAAUUUACCUCGGUUUUGUCUUUGAAUUCCUUUUUGUUUGUAUAUAACCUCCCUGCUCCCUGGUUUCAUGCUCGUUUUUUUUUAGGGCUUUGAGGCUGGAGAGAGAAAGAGAGAGAGAGAGAGAGAGGUGAAUGUAUUUUCUUUGUUUUUGUAGAUUUUUAGUUCUUGGGCUCUAAACAUAGUACAUUACAUUGUUUAUUUUAAUUAAGUACAAGGCACGCAUUUUUCAUCUGAUAUUUUUUGAAGCUGCUUCAAUGUACGUUAGUGUCAAUAUCUUCAUUGAUCUGCUCU
Messenger RNA from Amborella trichopoda, 1356 nucleotides. Its product is annotated as agamous-like MADS-box protein AGL61. The record is from RefSeq and is a predicted model, not a curated record. Gene Ontology annotation, biological process: regulation of transcription by RNA polymerase II. Lineage: Eukaryota; Viridiplantae; Streptophyta; Magnoliopsida; Amborellales; Amborellaceae. Gene Ontology annotation, molecular function: protein dimerization activity; DNA-binding transcription factor activity, RNA polymerase II-specific; RNA polymerase II cis-regulatory region sequence-specific DNA binding.